Molecule: messenger RNA, 3565 nt
Organism: Aplysia californica (California sea hare)
Lineage: Eukaryota; Metazoa; Mollusca; Gastropoda; Aplysiida; Aplysiidae
Product: zinc finger protein 708-like
Biological process (GO): regulation of DNA-templated transcription
Molecular function (GO): DNA-binding transcription factor activity, RNA polymerase II-specific; RNA polymerase II cis-regulatory region sequence-specific DNA binding
Source: RefSeq, a predicted model, not a curated record
AUGUGGAGGAUACGUGUGCUGAGCCCAUGUUUGUUGAGGAUCACAUGAGUCAGGCUGGAGGACUACAGCUGAAAAUCUCCAAUGUGAGGAGCUUGUGUAUGGAGCAGAGUGCCAGCCACGACACUGAUGUUGUUGCUUCCAGUAGUCCAACUUCAACUUUCUCUGCCGAUCUAGUCGCAAGUUCAGGAUCUGUUGUCAGGGCCAGCUGGGAUCACGGUGAAAGUUCUGAUCCCUCGACUUGCCCUCAUAGGCCACUGACUUCCUGUUCCCCGGUACAACAGACAAGUGAUAUGCUGAGAAGACAAGAUCAAAGUUCAAGCUGCAGAUUUCAGAUAGGACAAAGGGUCUAUGAAGUUUGUGGUGCCACGUUAACAUGUGACAGAAAUCUACGGGAUCAGAAAAGAAUACACACAGAGGAAAAGCCUUACAAGUGUGAAGUUUGUGGUGCCACGUUUACACGUGGUCACUGUCUAAAGCGUCACAAAAGAAUACAUACCGGUACACGAGAAAAACCUUACAAGUGUGAAGUUUGUGGUGCCACGUUUACACUAAGCGGACUUCUACAGAGGCACAAAAGAACACACACAGGAGAAAAACCUUACAAGUGUGAAGUUUGUGGUGCAGAUUUUACACUUGGUAGCAGUCUACAGCUUCACAAAAGAACACACACAGGAGAAAAACCUUACAAGUGUGAAGUUUGUGGUGCCACUUUUACAAAGGGUAGCAAUCUAAAGGUUCACAAAAGAAUACAUACCGGUACACGAGAAAAACCUUACAAGUGUGAAUUUUGUGGUGCCACUUUUACACGUAUUAACAAUUUAACGGUUCACAAAAGAAUACAUACCGGUACACGAGAAAAAUCUUACAAGUGUGAAGUUUGUGGUGCCACGUUUACACGGAGCGGACAUCUACAGCGUCACAAAAGAAUUCACACAGGAGAAAAACCUUACAAGUGUGAAGUUUGUGGUGUCACUUUUACACAGAGCGGACAUCUACAAAGUCACAAAAGAAUUCACACAGGAGAAAAACCUUACAAGUGUGAAGUUUGUGGUGCCACUUUUACACAUGGUAGCAAUCUAAAGGUUCACAAAAGAAUACAUACUGGUACACGAGAAAAACCUUGCAAGUGUGAAGUUUGUGGUGCCACGUUUACACAGCGUAGCAGUCUACACAAUCACAAGAGAAUACAUUCAGGAGAAAAACCUUACAAAUGUGAAGUUUGUGGUGCCACUUUUACACAGAGCGGACUUCUACAGAAGCACAAAAUAACACACACAGGAGAAAAACCUUACAAGUGUGAAGUUUGUGGUGCAGAUUUUACAAGUGGUAUCAGUCUACAGCGUCACAAAAGAACACACACAGGAGAAAAACCUUACAAGUGUGAAGUUUGUAGUGCCACUUUUACACAGAGCGGACAUCUACAAUGUCACAAAAGAAUUCACACAGGAGAAAAACCUUACAAGUGUGAAGUUUGUGGUGCCUCUUUUACACAUGGUAGCAAUCUAAAGGUUCACAAAAGAAUACAUACCGGUACACAAGAAAAACCUUACAAGUGUGAAGUUUGUGGUGCCACGUUUACACACACUGGCAGUCUUUUUCGUCACAAAAGAAUACACACAGGGGAAAACCCUUACAAGUGUGACGUUUCUGGUGCCUCAUUUACAUGCAGUAGCAGUCUACAGAUUCACAAGAGAACACACACAAGAGAAAAACCUAAGUGUGAACUUUCUGGUGACAUCGGUGCUGUGGAGAGAGUCUGUGACUUCCAUCAGAACAUAGCAGGUGACCAGCAGAUGGACAACAGAAAUCUCUACAAAGAUCGAGACAUGAGUUUAAAUGACUGUGCUUUUGCAAGUGAAACGAAAGCUGAUGAUAUUGGUGUGGAAAGUGAUGUGUGUAAGAUUGUUUCACAAACAGGGCCAGGAAAUCGUCUUAACGUAAGUUCAAAGCAUGAGUCUGGCGGCAAAAGUCGUAUGUCUUGUGAUAGUAAACAGUCCAUGGGACAAGGUCCCGAUUUCAACCUUUCUUGUGCUAAGUCUUUUGCCAGUUGUAUAAAUUCUACGGAAUCUUCUAGUACCACACCCCCAAAAGUGUACAAAGAGAUGGGUGCUGGUUGCCAAGAUGUGUCCACGUGGCCGGCCCAUCUGGCUCGUGUUCUCUGGGGGGGGGAUGUAGAUCCUGGGGAUUCCGGCCCGCUCUAGAAGAUCCGUGUCUGGGGCUUUGUCCUGCCAUCUGAUGCGGAGGAUUUUACGGAGACAGCUCAGGUGGAGUCGAUUGAGCUGCUUGGCGUGUUUGUUGUAGACAGUCGAUGUCUCGCUGGCGUAAAGUAGGAUGGUAAGAACCACCGCCCGGUACACCUUCAGCUUUGUGGAGAGACUGAGUCCUCUGUGCUCCCAGACAUUUUGGCUGAGUCUCCUGAAAGCGGCGCUGACCUUGGCAACUCUGUUGUUGAUUUCAACAUCCAUGUGGCGGAAAAUACCGUACUGAAGAGAGUUGGGGCAAGGACACACCCUUGUUUGACGCCAUUGGUCACAGGGAAGGUGUCUGACUCGUCUCCGUCUUCUAGAACCUUCACCAUUACACCGUCGUGAAGCUGUCUGACGAUGGUGAUGAACUUACUUGGGCUCGGUACUUCUUCGUGAUCCACCUCAGUCCUUCUGUGCUGACAGUGUCGAAGGCCUUCGUUAAAUUCACAAAGGUCAUGAAUAAGUCAAAGUGUUGCUCCUGGCAUUUUUCCUGGAAUUGGCGGGCAGUAAAGAUCAUGUCUGUGGUCCCCUGUUUUGCCCGGAAUCCGCACUGAGUCUCUGGGAGGAGUCCCUGUUCAAGAUGGUGUGUGUGUUUGUGUGUGUGCAUGUUUUUAUUUUGUGUGUGUGUUUGUGUAUGUGUGGGCAUAUUAUGAAAAGAGUCUUAUUAACUAAUGCCGUGUUUUAUGAGAAUGUCAGAUCAAUGUUAACUUCAGUUUGUUGUCAUUGUAUUGAACAAAUCAUUACAUAGAAUUGAGGGGAGUUUUUAAUGUAUAAACUUUGAAUUUCGGUGUAAAUAUGCCUCUUUAUUGGAAAGUGUUUUGUGCCAAGGACAUUAUAUUAGUGUAUUUUAAUGUUUGGGUCCUAACUGAAGUAUGUCGUCUUUGUUAUGAUCCGAUGUGUUAUGUGUCAUGAAGGUUAUGAAAAACCUGAAACUUAUUUGUAACAAUGACAUACCGUACUGUAUGUUCUUAAUUGUCAAAGAAAGUUUACACAGUUGGUAGUUUACUUAUACUGUGGAGUAUGCUUAAAGUGAACUCUUUGGGACCAGGAGAAAGAGUUCACUUUAUCCGAGGUUCAGUUUUUCCCAUUUUGGUAGCGUGGAGGCCUAGAGACGGUAGCUACGCGCAGUGGUGGGUCUAUGGUGAAGGUGGGGUGGGGGAUGGGUUGACAACACAGCGGGCGAGCCUAGACUAGAACUCUUUCUUUCUGAUUGAGAUUGACGUUGCCAAUGCCGAGCUGGGAUUGUUUACCCCCCGGGGCAGUGCCACUGACUGAAGUAUCUUUAGGCCAUUCCCAAAGGGGGGACAUUUCUCGUUCAA